AUGUUAUAUAAUCAGGGCUGGGCCCUAGCGAGAUCCGAAAGAGGAAUAUUCACACUUUUUACCAUCGCCAAGCUCCACUUUCCCUUCUUUAAAUCACAACUAUUCCCGACUUUGUCAAAGCGAUUCCACGAAUUGCGCCAGGAACUCGCGACAAUGCUUAUCCCUAAGGACGACCGCAAGAAGAUCCACGAGUACCUCUUCCGCGAGGGUGUGCUCGUGGCCAAGAAGGACUUCAACCUCCCCAAGCACGCUGACAUUGACACCAAGAACCUCUUCGUCAUCAAGGCUCUCCAGUCUCUUGACUCCCGUGGUUUCGUCAAGACCCGCUUCUCGUGGCAGUACUACUACUACACCCUCACCCCCGAGGGUCUGGACUACCUCCGCGAGUGGCUGCACCUCCCCGCUGAGGUUGUCCCCGCUACCCACAUCAAGCAGCAGCGUUCCCACGCUCCCCCUCGUGGUAUGAUGGGUGGUGAGGAGCGUGAGCGCCGUGCUCCCCGUGCUCCCCGUGAGGGCGGCUACCGCCGCCGCGAACAGGAGGGCAAGGAGGGUGGUGCCCCUGGCGAGUUCGCUCCUUCUUUCCGUGGUGGCUUCGGCCGUGGCCGUGGUGCUCCCCAGCAGUAA
Molecule: messenger RNA, 624 nt
Organism: Penicillium taxi
Lineage: Eukaryota; Fungi; Ascomycota; Eurotiomycetes; Eurotiales; Aspergillaceae
Product: 40S ribosomal protein eS10
Exons: 4
Coding region: 1-624 (207 amino acids)
Cellular component (GO): cytosolic small ribosomal subunit
Molecular function (GO): structural constituent of ribosome; RNA binding
Source: RefSeq, a predicted model, not a curated record